AUGGUUAAUGAUAUCGGAUUAUAAAUAAUGGUAACAGAAAGACUCAUCAGUCAAACUUAUAAGGCUCGAUUUGUAAAUAGGUCAAAAUUAAUGACGAGGUGUACACCCAGCUACAGCUGGCUCUCGAGAGUCUGAUGGGAACACAAACGUGGAAAGAUCACGGCCGUAAGAAUAGGCGUAGGAGCAAUAUCUAGACCGUCAAUCUCCCGACGUCCUCGGAAAGCCGCGUCCGCCCUCGCUGGACGUCGACUUAUGAGGGUCCCACGUUCCGCAGGCUCCACGUAUGCCCGCUUCUCUCUUGCUUGCCUCCGCCGUUUCACUUCGGCGCGGGAAUUAGGGCUGAGACCGGGAUUGAUGGUUCUUCCCCAUGGAUAUCCGGUCGAGAGGGAGAGAUCCCGACCGAGCAGCCGCGUUUGAGGGGCUUGCUUUCUACGGCGAGUAAGACGAAGACGACAAUGGAUCAGUAUCGCGGAUAAGUGUCUCGAAAAGAUUGCGUCUUUCACGAGCCACAGACCGCCGCCCGUCGCCAUGGAAGCGUGGCGUUGGAGUCAUCCCCUCUUCGGUUCUAAUAGACAGUGGAAGAGAGGGUGGUCUUGGCAUGGAUCAAAAGGUGGUUUUCCGAGAGACGGAAGGAACCCUUUUCCACUGCAGGUUCGAAGAGCCAGAUGGAUGGCAAAGAAUGCAAAGGUUUAAAGAAGGAGGGUUCCCCAUGUCCUGAGAGCUUUCCAUCUCUUUUUAGGUACAUUGCAACCAGAUCAUUUGCUGAUUUUGAUAUCACUCACAGUCCUGGAGGAGAUCUUGCAUUUACUAAAGUGCGAGAAGCUAUCAGUGACAACAUUCAGGCCAAAAAGCUCAGCAUUUCCUCACCAACUUCACCGAUUCAGAUGAUUGAGCACUAUCAUGUGCAUUCUAUUUCCAUCAGCAUGCCUGCAUCACCUUCUGCAUUUGAUAGAGAACGUUCCACAGGAAUUCUUCACAGUGAAAAAGGUGGAUCAUAUACUACUAAGGGGAAGAUAAACCAUCCCAUUAGUGCUACUGCUGGCCUGCAGCAACAAAACCAGUCAAAGUUUCACUCUCAGCCUAUACCGAUUGGAAAUUCCCACACAAACACAUCUCCAGAAAUAAAGAUUCUAGAUUCUCUGGGGUGCCAACAGCAAAUAUCACAGAACAGUAGAAUUAAGGACAAACACUAUGAAUCUUUUAAGACAUGGUCUGGCAAACUUGAAAGGCAGAUAUCUAACCUACGAGGGAAACCACAGGAACCAGAGGAGGUAACUGAUGCAAAGAAUGCUAAACCAGAGGCUGUACCAGCGGUCGGCCGCUACUUUGAUGCCUUAGAAGGGCCUGAACUGGACAAGCUUAAGGCAUCAGAGGAGCUUAUUCUUCCCAAAGACAAAAAGUGGCCUUUUCUUCUUCGUUUCCAAGUGUCCUCCUUUGGUAUGUGCCUUGGCAUCAGCAGCCAAGCUAUCCUGUGGAAGACAUUGGCUACAUCACCAUCCAUGACUUUUCUACAUGUAAGCCCGACCAUCAAUCUCACUCUAUGGUGUAUCUCACUUGCACUAAUGGGCCUUGUGUCUGCCAUCUAUAUGCUGAAGAUCAUAUUCUACUUUGAAGCGGUACGCCGAGAGUAUUACCAUCCUGUACGAGUUAAUUUCUUCUUCGCUCCAUGGAUAACCUGUCUCUUCUUAGCAAUUGGUGCGCCUCCCUCAGUUGCCGUCAAGCUGCAUGCUGAGCUUUGGUAUGUGCUAAUGGCUCCAAUAUUCUGCCUUGAACUAAAAAUCUAUGGCCAAUGGAUGUCUGGAGGGCAACGCAGGCUAUCAAGAGUGGCAAAUCCUUCAAACCACCUAUCAAUUGUCGGUAAUUUUGUUGGGGCUCUGCUGGGUGCAUCUUUGGGUCUUAAAGAAGGCCCCAUCUUCUUCUUUGCCGUUGGGCUAGCGCACUACACUGUACUCUUUGUGACCUUAUACCAGAGGCUUCCAACAAACGAAACACUACCAAAGGAGCUUCAUCCAGUUUUCUUUUUAUUCGUAGCAGCACCUAGUGUUGCCUGCAUGGCAUGGGCCAAGAUUACUGGCAACUUUGGUUACUGCUCGAAGAUUGCCUACUUCACUGCGCUAUUCCUUUAUGCAUCUCUUGCUGUACGGAUUAAUUUCUUCCGAGGCUUCAGGUUCUCGCUAGCUUGGUGGGCUUAUACCUUCCCGAUGACAGGAGCGUCCGUAGCAACCAUUAGAUACUCAGCUGAAGUCGAGAACACAUUUACUCGGACACUAUCGAUUGUGCUCACUGCCAUCUCUACCCUAACAGUAGCGGUUAUGCUUGUUUCAACGAUCAUUCAUGCCUUCGUCCUGCAUGAUCUUUUCCCUAAUGACAUCUCCAUUGCCAUCACCGAAAGAAGAGUGAAAGGGUGCAAGGGACGCAUGCAUACAGUAACAUCGAGCUCAGAUACCGUGGACUCAGAAGCUUGUGCAGCAUCAAAAGUGGAAGGCCACUUGCAUCUGCCUGCUUCAUCCGGUUUCAAGAUAUCUUCCACCACGUUCUUAUACUGAAACCGAUGACGGCAUCAACAUGAUUAUUUACUUAAUGGUGUUUCUUUGGUGAUGAAUGAGAUGUAGUGUGGAACAGAUCUAGUUGUAUAGUAACAUUAUCCGAACAAUAUAGGAAAAAUGACAUAGCAGGCAUACAAGUAUAUACUUUUAACUGUAGAAAACAUUUACUCAUUGCAACACAUAUUUCAUGUUCCCAUCUGGGCCAAA
This is a messenger RNA of Musa acuminata subsp. malaccensis (wild Malaysian banana), 2753 nucleotides long. Lineage: Eukaryota; Viridiplantae; Streptophyta; Magnoliopsida; Zingiberales; Musaceae. The record is from RefSeq and is a predicted model, not a curated record.